Molecule: messenger RNA, 1231 nt
Organism: Plutella xylostella (diamondback moth)
Lineage: Eukaryota; Metazoa; Arthropoda; Insecta; Lepidoptera; Plutellidae
Source: RefSeq, a predicted model, not a curated record
CACCAUGGUCCCUAGAUGGUAAAGACACAACAUAAUUAUAAUAAUAAAUUUGCUUUAUUUAUUAUUAUCAAUUACCUAACCAUAAUAUCACACAUAAAUAUUUCACAAAAACGCAGCAGUUUCGUUCGGUCGCAGUGUACAGACAAAGGCUGGGCGGGCGGCGACGGCGCCCCGCGAGCCAGAGCCGCGCCGCCGCCCGCCCAGCCCAGUCGCGUCACACUCCCAGUGUUUGUUGUGAUAUCACCGCUAAAACUCCUGCAGAGGACAUCAGAUUAUUGCACAAGCAUCAACAUGACGUCGCCAGCCAUCACCAAGUCGCCCGACAACCAGAAGGGAGAGAAGAAGUCGCCGAGCCACUCCGCCGGGGCGCCGGCGGAGGCCGCGGCCACCGAGCCCGCCGCGGCCAGUGCGCCCGCGCCGCCCGCAGAGACCUUCAGCUGGCUGCGGAUCUUCAAGCUGGCCGACCUCAUGAUGAAGCAGGGCUGCUAGAUCACUAGGCCCAAGCAGAAGAAUGAAAGGAACAUCGUGAACCAACUUGCUAUCGAAACUUUCGGCAACGAUAUUAAUCGCAUGAUUGAAGGUUGGUCGGUCAUAUUGUAGGUAUCCAUUGUUACAAUAUUAAUGUUUAGAGGUUUCUGUCGAGUCCUUUCUAUACUAAUUCACUACAUAAUAUGGUAUUAGUAGAAUAGGUAAUAUAUUUUUAUUGUUAAAAUACUUUAAGGAUUUCUCAUUUUAUCUGUUGUUACUUGUUGCUAGCAUUCCUUUUCUUGGGAUUUGUUUUCUAUCUAGUCUUACUUGUUAUAGAUUUCGAUUUUUAUAAUGUACCAAAUGUUGGCAUCUUAUUUUUCACAUAUAACUGACUCCCUGUUUAUGAUUCUUAUUCGAAAUCUAUCUUGAUGUUCUACUGUUGUAGUUUAGAUGUGGGACUUUUGAGUCCUAUGAGAGGAUCCAGUUGCGUUAGGUAUAGUUAAUUAGAAGUCAAUUUUAGGAUAAUUAACACAGCAUUUAAGUUACUUAUAUAGAAAAGUAUAGAUCAUUUCAAAAGUGCAUGUGAUAAUAAUAGUGAGUACCGUUGUUUGUAGUUUUUUUGUGGAGGCUGAUAUAUGAUAAAUUACGCUGUUUGUUUCGUUUUUGGAAAUCUGUGAAUCAGGACUUUACAAGUUAUAUUUUAUUCCAAUUAUGUAGACUGUUGAAUGAAUUUAAAUAAAUUCCUAUUGAUCUUACCAAACUA